AUGGCUAACAGUGCAAAGUUCAGAUUGAAACUUCUCAUCGAUGAGAAGAGAAACAAAGUUGUUUUGGCAGAGGCUGAUCAGGAUUUUGCUGAUGUGCUCAUCAGUCUCUUGACUCUCCCAAUGGGUACAAUUGCCAGAUUGCUGGAGAAUCACAAGUCAGCCAUAGGCUGUUUUAAUAACCUGAACAAGAGUGUUUCAGAUAUGGGCGUUGGUCAUUUUGAGACCGAAGCUUGCAAGAGUAUGUUGCUUGAUCCGAAGAGUACUAAGGAUAUCCAUCGCAAAAGGCUCAAGCUGAACAUGGGUGUUACUACUCCCACCAGGUUCUUUGUGUGCCCAAAGAUGAAGAGUAAUUUAUGCAGCAGCAGGACAUACAGCAAUCUUGACGGCUCAAGAUGUAGUUGUGGAGCUUUGAUGGACGAUCCAAUUCUGGUCCCAGAAGAAGAGCAAGUUGGAGAAGUGAUAGGAAACAGUGAAGAUGGAGUGUUUGUCAACUGCCGAUCCUCAUUCAUCGUCACUGCUGAUUUGAAACUAACACCUAGCUCUAUUAGUGUCAUCACGAAAGCACUUAAUGAUCUAGGGUAUGUUGGUUUUACUGAUCUGCGGGAAACCCUACUUGAUGUAGGGUACGAAGAGGUGCUGUCUCUAUUGGGAUGUUUAUUCAAUUCAGAAGAUCUCUUGACAUGCGCAUUCCUCAGAAAAACUUGCAUGCCAAGGAAGCAUGAAAUGUUUUCUCCACCUGCGCCAAUAAAGGGGAGAGUAUGUUCUGUGAAAGUAUUUGUUAGAAAGCUUGACAGAGAGAUUAUUUAUGUAGAGUGCAACGAAGACUUCAUUGACUCUCUUCUCAGCUUACUGGUUCUCCCUCUUGAGUUUGCUUGUUCAUUGUCUAAUGACAAUACCAUUUUGGGAUGUGUUGGGAACUUAUGCAGAAGUCCUUGUAGAGGAAAAGCUUCCAAGAUUUGUUAUGUGCCUGCUUACUAUAUUUGCAGUAACAACAAUCUGAUCGAUUAUAAAAGCCAAUCAAUAGUGUAUGAAUGUCUGAUUCCUCGUAACUGUGACUAUUCUUCGAGCUGCAAAGUCGCCAGGCACAUUGAUUGGUCUCUCGUAGAUGAUGGCAGAGUUGUGACUUUGUAUCCAAAAGUCAAGUCUGGAAUUUUAUCAGGAGGUGGGACUGGGUUUAUGAAGAAAAGUACAAAGUUUGUCGUGUCUAAUGAUCUUGUCAUAACUCCGAUGAGUUCAUCUUCAAUCAUUGGCUUGUUAAAGAAGAUGAAGGUUGACAUCAGUGAUCUCGAGGAGUAUCAACUUAGCAUUUCCAAAGCAGAGCUCAUUAGCAUUCUUAGAGCUUCCUUGAUCUCCUCCUCUGCAUUGACCAUUGGUCUCUCACACCUGCUCGUGAAGUAG
Messenger RNA from Thlaspi arvense, 1398 nucleotides. The record is from the annotation of a GenBank genome assembly. NCBI's taxonomy places the organism in Eukaryota, Viridiplantae, Streptophyta, Magnoliopsida, Brassicales, Brassicaceae.